CACCCGUCAAGAGAGUCACAAAAAAAAGUUUUUUCUUUAUUCUUCUUUAUAUAUCAUUCACAGCUGGACGUCGAAAAGCAUACAUGUGUUCGCCAAUAUCAGAGGCCUCUUUCCGAGCGCGCCUUCCAUUUCUAUUUCAGAAAGUGGAUCUGGAAUAGCAACGGUCUUCUCACCACCACUACCAUCAUCACCACACACCCACACACAUACACAUACAGACCCGCCUCAACUCAAAUUUCUCUAGCGGCAAAUCCUGGACGACUUCUUCUCGUCUUUCCUCCUCUCUCGGCCUCUGGGCUAUUCCGAUUCCCGUAUUCCUUCGCCUUGACCUGGUCUGGGAAAGUUUCUGCCUCGCGCCCCUCUCUCAUCUCUUUCGCUUUCUGGUCCACACCCUCUCGCAAACAUCUCGACCAUUCAGCAUCCUUCCACAAGAAUAAAAGGGUGGAAGGGGGAAGGCAUCCAGUCACAGAAACUAAGGUGUCUUCCCUUGGCCUAGCUACCGCUCAAAACCCCAAUUCACAGGUGAUUGGAUACUUUUUUUUCUCUCUUCUUCUUUUGACUGCUUCAACACCACUCGGUCGUUGCCCAUCAUUGCUCCUUGGGGCAUGGCAGAGAUGA
Molecule: messenger RNA, 618 nt
Organism: Colletotrichum graminicola M1.001
Lineage: Eukaryota; Fungi; Ascomycota; Sordariomycetes; Glomerellales; Glomerellaceae
Exons: 1
Source: RefSeq, a predicted model, not a curated record